AUGAUGUCAUACUAUGGAAAGGGUACAAUGGAGAGUUCUUCUCUUGAAAUUGACUUACUUGAUACCAAUGAAGAAGGAAAACUUUAUGUGGUUGAUUCCUUAAACAACCUAAACAAACUGCAUCUAUGUUCUGAUGGAUCUCAACACCUGUUAACAGCCCAGGAGGAAGAGAACACUGGUGGUUUGAUGACAUGGAGCAGCAUAAGUUGCCAACAUUUGUUCUUCGUCACACUGAUCAUUAUUUUGAUUGUCAGUUUGGCGCUUGUUUCAUUUGUAGUAUUCUUAACAAUUCACACUGGCAACAAGAUGGAUGAAGUGACAAGCAGACUAGCAUUUGAAAGGAAGAACACAGAAGAUCUUAAGAAUAUAAACAAUAUCAUAUUAAAGCAUCUAAACCAAUCAGGAAUUAUGGAGAAGGAAGAAAAUCUCUUCACAGGUCAAACACCAUCCACUCCUUAUCUUCGUAACUAUUUAUUUCCCCGUUCAAAGCUGGACACAACAGUGCAGUAGAUCCCCUGUGCAAUGAAAACUGUUCUCUCAGUCUAUUCAUUUCCUUUCAACUGUACUCCCAUGUAACCAGGUGGGUUAUUUAAUUAUUCAGAUUUAGCAGGUGCCAUAACAACACUUGAAAAGCAACCUGAAGAAAAUGGAGCUAUUAACACUGCACAGAUUUACAUCCACCUCGCUUGAAUAUAUGGAUGAUACCACACGUUUAGCUCUGGCAUUUGACUCUGAAAUGCUUCACUAGGGCCCCGCUCCUGCAAAUAGCUCUCUAUGUGAGCAAAGUAUCUUGCAGGAUCUGGGCCCAAAUUUCUAAUAGCUUCUAAAUUAGAAACAGAAAAUAGUACCUGAUCCUGGUUUAUGUGUGUAAAGUUCUGCAGGAUUGGGCAAUUAGGUUUGGCUCCUGGAAUUUACAAUGAAAGGGGUGGACUGUCAAUGGGUCUCCACACAU
This is a messenger RNA of Mauremys mutica (yellowpond turtle), 952 nucleotides long. RefSeq names its product leucine rich single-pass membrane protein 1 (gene LSMEM1). Bases 1 to 510 code for a protein of 169 amino acids. The record is from RefSeq and is a predicted model, not a curated record. The transcript is spliced from 4 exons. NCBI's taxonomy places the organism in Eukaryota, Metazoa, Chordata, Testudines, Geoemydidae.